Molecule: messenger RNA, 756 nt
Organism: Rotaria sp. Silwood2
Lineage: Eukaryota; Metazoa; Rotifera; Eurotatoria; Philodinida; Philodinidae
Source: the annotation of a GenBank genome assembly
AUGAGCAAACUUGACGGAAAAAUCGCUCUUAUUCUCGGUGGCUCUGAAGGAAUUGGUUUCGCCACUGCUCAGCGGUUCAUCGCUGAAGGUGUGGAACAUGUGUUCAUUACUGGACGUCACCAAGAAACACUUGACGAAGCCGUGAAGAAAAUUAAUAGCAAGAAUGUGAGUGCUAUACAAGGUGACGUAUCCGAUAUGGCUGAUCUGGACAAGCUCUAUAGUGUCAUUCAGAAAGAGAAAGGUCGUUUAGACAUUCUUUUCGUCAACGCAGCGGCUGGCUCAUUUGCAGCACUGGGCUCGAUCACGGAAAAAAAUUUCGAUGAUACAUUCAACGUUAAUGUGAAAGGAGCACUAUUCGCCGUUCAAAAAGCUUUGCCAAUAUUCACCAAUGGUGGAUCAAUCAUUCUAAAUGGGUCUGUUGCAGCCGUCAAAGGUGGUUCAGGCUGUAGCAUCUAUGCUGCUAGUAAGGCGGCCCUACGCUCUUUCGCUCGCUGUUGGACAGUCGAUUUGAAAGAACGAAAGAUUCGAGUGAAUAUCGUGCAUCCGGGACCAAUCGAUACGCCUGGACUGCGACGUCUUGGAAACAGUGAAGAGGAAAAUAAAACGAUCCGCGCUCGCCUAGCAGCUGCUACUGUGAUGAAUCGUAUUGGAAUGCCCGAUGAAGUUGCUAAAGUAGUGGUCUUUCUCGCAUCGGACGAUAGUAGUUAUGUUACAGGCAUUCAACUUUUUGUCGAUGGAGGUCUGGCACAGAUUUGA